GUUUAAAAAUUUAAUUGUUAAGCUACCGUAUCCCUUUUCUUCUCAAAACUUUUGCACAUCACUCUGUUUCUUUUCCUUAUUUUCAAUGCUAUUUUCAUCCAUAUUUUCUCUAAUUUCACAAGGGUUAUACACUUCUCCAUUCUCAAUUUGUAAUUUUUUCUGCUAGAAUAUUCUCACUCCUCCUUAAUUUAUUCACUUAUAAAAGCAAUGUUUGCCUAUAAAUUUCCGUCAUUUAGAUUUAUCCUUUCAUUCCGAUGCUGUUUUUAAUGGCGAAAUAUUGCCAAUAGUUUUUUAAGGGUAAAAGGGGAUUUUCUACGUAAUUUCCUUUAUUUUCUGAUUUAUUCUUUUAAUAACCAAGGAAACGAGAUUUUUUAAAAACACGUCCAAUACCCUAGAGAUGUUUUCGAAAAUUAACGUUAAAAGAUCCUCUACUCCUUAUAAAUCCCCCAUUUUUCAUUCCUAUUCCCUUUUCAAAAUUCUAAUUCCCCAAUUUUUUAACAGUUUAAGUUUUUGUGCUUGUACGUGGUGAAGUUUGACGAGAGGACGAAGAGGCGAAGUUUUGAAGUUUUUUGACGUGUUGGAACAGUGACAAAUCUUGUUGACCAAUAUGAGCUCAGGAGUGGAGUGCUAUCGCUGCCAUGAAACGGUUUUUGAAUUUUUGGGUGUUUAGUGUUUGGAGUUGCGGCGAUGGAGGACAAUCCAAGUGCUACAACUGCGGACGCUAUGGACAUUUUGCACGUGAAUGCAGAAGUGGAGGCGACGGAGGUGGAGGCGGACGUCGUGAUGACCGUGGUGGAGGACGUGGUGGUGGCGGAGGAGGCGGCGGCGGCAAGUGUUAUAACUGCGGCGGUUUUGGACACUAUGCUCGUGAUUGUGAAGGAGGAGACGGUGGUGGCGGCGGAGGAGGUCGCGAUCGUGGAGGACGUGAUGACCGUGGUGGUGGAGGACGUGGAGGGGAUAUGAAGUGUUACAAUUGUAACAAGUAUGGCCACAUGUCUCGUGAUUGUCCAGAAGGCGGUGGAGGUGGCCGUCGUGGUGGUGGAGGAGGUGGUGGCAAUCGUAAUUGUUACAAUUGCGGACAGGAUGGUCAUAUCAGUCGUGAUUGUCCUGAUAAGCGUGACCGUUGA
Meloidogyne enterolobii is the source of this 1127-nucleotide messenger RNA. The record is from the annotation of a GenBank genome assembly. Lineage: Eukaryota; Metazoa; Nematoda; Chromadorea; Rhabditida; Meloidogynidae.